Messenger RNA from Impatiens glandulifera, 965 nucleotides. RefSeq names its product protein P21-like. Lineage: Eukaryota; Viridiplantae; Streptophyta; Magnoliopsida; Ericales; Balsaminaceae. Gene Ontology annotation, biological process: defense response. Bases 61 to 879 code for a protein of 272 amino acids. The transcript has a single exon. Gene Ontology annotation, cellular component: extracellular region. The record is from RefSeq and is a predicted model, not a curated record.
AAUUCUUCUCUCCUAAUUCUAAUCAAUCCUCUGUUUCAAUCACAAACCUAAAUUAACUUAAUGGUCUCCUUCUCCUUCUCCAUUAAUUCUCUCCUUCUAGUUACAUCAUCCCUUCUUUCCCCAUCUUUCAUCGAUUCAGCCACUUUCACGAUCACCAAUAACUGCUCCUUCCCCGUUUGGGCUGCUGCCAUACCCGGCGGUGGCCGGCAACUCAACCAAUCCCAAACAUGGACCUUAAACAUGCCAUUAAAAACAACAGGCCGAAUCUGGGCCAGGACUGGCUGCGAAUUCAACGAGUCCGGUCAUGGUAGUUGCCAAACAGGGGAUUGCAAUGGGCUCCUAGAGUGUCAAACCUACGGCUCACCUCCCAACACUUUGGCCGAGUAUGCAUUGAAUCAGUUCAAUAACUUGGACUUCUUUGACAUGUCUCUUGUCGACGGGUUCAACUUGCCGAUGCAAUUCAGUCCCACCUCAAACGGGUGCACCUCAGACAUUCGGUGCACCGAUGAUAUCAUCGGGCAAUGUCCAAACCAAUUACAGGCUCUAGGAGGAUGCAAUAACCCAUGUACCGUAUUCAAGACUGACCAGUAUUGUUGCAAUUCUAGUAGAUGUGAACCUACCAGUUUUUCAAGAUUCUUCAAGGAUAGAUGCCCGGAUGCUUAUAGUUACCCGAAAGACGAUCAAACAAGCACUUUCACUUGCCCGGGAGGAACUGACUACAAGGUUGUUUUCUGCCCAGGUUCGGAAUCAAUAAAAACAAGAACAAUGUGCCCACGUAAUUCCACUAUAAGUAUUCCUCCUUCGGCUAAAAUAACAGUUGUUGCCCCUGCAUUCAAGAGUUGCAACAAACAGUUUUAUGUUUCCUUGUCAAAACAAUAACAAUUUAUGAUUUUAUGUUAAUGAAUUUUAUUAACUAUUUGUUUAAUUUCAUAUGCUUAAUUAAUUACAUGAUGAUAUUGGGAACU